AUGGCGAUGGGAAUGGGAGCGAGACUCUGGAACAUGGUACCUGGGCUAAAGGCGACCAUGAUGAUGAUAACGGUACAGGUAUCGAUUGCGGGAGUGAAUGUGUUCUACAAAUUGGCUUCAGAUAAUGGAAUGAGUGUUCGAAUCAUUGUUGCCUACAGAUAUCUCUUUGGUUCUGCUGCUGUUUUACCCCUUGCCCUGUUCUUCGACAGGAAUCACAGGACAAAACUAACCUGGAUGGUUACUAUCCAAGCAUUCAUUUGUGCUUUAUUUGGGGGAACAAUAGCUCAAAAUUUGUAUGCACAAGGGUUAGUCAUGACUUCAGCAACCUUUGCUUCCACUGCAACCAAUCUCGUCCCUGCUUUAACCUUCUUGAUGGCUGCAAUUUUCAGGUUGGAGAAGUUUGAUUUGAAAAGCAAAGCAGGGAAAGCUAAAGUGAUUGGGACACUGAUUUGCAUUUCCGGAGCUAUGAUUCUAACGUAUUACAGGGGAGUUGAAAUUAAAUUGUGGCCGACAACCAAAAGUGAUAAGCAUGGUAGUGAAGAUGCACACUCGCAAACGUCUCAUGACCGGAAAACCUCCGAUCACAUUGUCGGAUCCAUGUUUCUCAUAACCAGUGCUUUCUGCUCUGCAUUUAGUUUAAUAUUCCGGACUAAAAUGAGUAAGAGGUACCCUCACCAUUAUUCAAGCACAGCUCUUAUAUGCUUGAUGGGUUCUUUUCAAUCUGUGAUAUUCGCGCUCUGUAUGGAAAAUAAACAUUGGGACGAGUGGAAAAUGGGGUGGAAUAUUAGGCUCCUUGCGGUAGCUUAUUCGGGGAUAGUGGUUACGGGACUAAUGGUGGUAAUCAUCAUGUGGUGCGUAAGGCUGAGAGGUCCAUUGUUCGUGUCCAUUUUUAGCCCUCUAACGCUAGUUCUGGUUGCCUUUGCCGGCACUUUGUUCCUUAAUGAAAAACUGUAUUUGGGAAGUGUGCUGGGAGCUGUGGUGAUAGUGUGCGGAUUGUACUCGGUGUUAUGGGGAAAUGCAAAGGAUGUAAAUAAUAAGCCAAUCUCCCAAAACUCUGAAUAUGAUGAUGGUGAUGAUCGAGAAAUUGAGAUGCCAAAGAUGGCCCGAAAUGGUGAAGAUGUUGAUAAGAAGGGUAACCUGGUGGUGGCGGUUGAGAUUGCUCCAAAUUUACCCACCGUUCCAGGAAUUAGUAGUAGUAGUACGUCAUACCAUGAAGAAGAAGAAAGACCCAAAAGGGCAGGCAUAGCUUAG
Molecule: messenger RNA, 1251 nt
Organism: Oldenlandia corymbosa var. corymbosa
Lineage: Eukaryota; Viridiplantae; Streptophyta; Magnoliopsida; Gentianales; Rubiaceae
Source: the annotation of a GenBank genome assembly